This is a messenger RNA of Gossypium raimondii (Peruvian cotton), 672 nucleotides long. RefSeq names its product ankyrin repeat-containing protein BDA1-like. The transcript is spliced from 2 exons. Bases 1 to 672 code for a protein of 223 amino acids. Lineage: Eukaryota; Viridiplantae; Streptophyta; Magnoliopsida; Malvales; Malvaceae. The record is from RefSeq and is a predicted model, not a curated record. Gene Ontology annotation, molecular function: protein binding.
AUGGAGAUGAUGAAGCUGAAGCCGUCAUUUGCUAGGAAGCUAAACCAACAAGGUUUGAAACCCAUUCACCUUGCAUUGGAAAAGGGGCAUAAAGAGAUGGUGCUUCGUUUCCUACAAAUGGAUAAAGAUCUUGUUCGUGUCACAGGGAAGAAUGGUGAGACUCCGUUGCACUACAUUAUUAAAGUUGGAAACCAUGACAGUCUGCUGGAAACAUUUUUGAAGGCUUGUCCUGAUUGUAUCCGAGAUGUUACAACUGAGAAUCGCAGUGCUUUGCAUAUUGCAGCGGAAAAAAAAAGGUUGGAUGUUCUUCAGAUUUUAAUUCGAAUGCUUAAGAAGAAGGACUAUUAUCAGGAAGAGGUAAAUAGAAAGGACGAAGAUGGCAACACUGCAUUACACAUAGCUGCUAGAAAUAAUCAAACCGUGAUGCUUAAACUACUAUUAAGUAGCAAGGCUGAUAAGCAUGCCACCAAUCAAUCCGAUUUAACCGCACUGGGUGUUGCAGAGCAACAUAAUAACAGAAAGAGCAUCAGAAUUCUGCAUGGUUGCUUUAUUCCAGGAGUUGCAGACAUUAAAUCUAAGUGGGAGAAACAAAUCGUCAAGUAUACCGCAAAAGCAUCAUCAGUAAUUUUUGACGAUUUGGAUAAUAUAUCAAGCGAUGACCGCAAUGCCUAA